UUUUGAUUUAUUUUUUCUUCGUAUAAAGACACAACACACACUUUCCUUCACUCUCUUCUUCUUUCUUCUUAUUAUUCCUUUCUUCUUCCUUCCCUUCAUUCAUUCUCCCUUUUUUUAAAUAAAAAAUAUAUAAUAAUAAUAAUAAUUUUAGAGGCAAAAAUGAUAGAGUAACAACACAAAAAAGAUACUUAUUUCCUUGCUUCAACAUGGCUCCAGCUGGAAAGCUUUCUGGGUUUCGUCGUGAAGGUCAUCACUGGUUCAGUGAUGCUGGAUUGCCAAGUGAUAUGAAUGUGUCAAUUGAGGGUGUCACUUUCCAUCUUCACAAGUUUCCUCUUGUUUCAAAAUGUGGAAAAAUUGCCCGUACCUAUGAAGAAUCCAAAAAUACAUAUGACGAGACCCUGACAAUGGUGCUGGAAGGAUUUCCUGGGGGUCCUGACACUUUCUUGAUUGUGGCCAAAUUCUGUUAUGGUUUUCGGCUGGAGAUGACGGCAAAAAAUGUAGUAUUGGUCCACUCUGCUGCAGAAUACCUUGAAAUGACAGAUGAAUACGAAGAAGGUAACUUGUUGUCAAAAUCAGAGAGCUUUUUCCAUAAAAAUAUACUUCGUAACUGGAAAGAUUGUAUAUUAGCUCUCCAAAGUUCCGAGCAUGUUCUAUCGAGGGCUGAAAAUUUUCAUUUAGUGGACAAGUGUUUAAACGCGCUAUCUACGAUGGCUUGCACAGACCCGAGUUUAUUUGGAUGGCCGAUGAUGAUGUACGGGAGUUUUCAGAGCCCUGGUGGAAGCAUUCUUUGGAAUGGUAUAAAUACUGGUGCUAGAAUUCGGAGCUCAGAAUCCGAGUGGUGGUUUGAAGACAUCUCGUAUCUCAGCGUCGGCUUGUUUGAGAAGCUUAUUAAGACAAUGCAAGCGAGAGGUAUGAGACCCGAAACAGUUGCAGGUGCCAUAAUGUAUUAUUCUAAAAAGCACUUGCCAGGUUUGGGUCGGUGGCAGGGUGGAAAAGGCGGAAAAACAAGAACGGUUGCGAGUUUUAGUUUGACGCCUGCUACAGUUGAUCAGAGGGUUCUGUUGGAAAGCAUUGAGAAACUUCUUCCUCAAAAGAAGGGGAAAUCUUUUUGCCGUUUCUUACUCGGACUUCUUCGUGUAGCUUCGAUAUUGAAUGUUGAUCAAACUUGCACGGAAUCUUUAGAGAAGAGAAUAGGGAUGCAAUUGGAACUGGCAACUUUAGAUAGUCUUCUCAUUCCCGCUUACGCAGAUUCCGAUGCAUUAUACAACACAGACUGUAUCGAACAUAUCGUCCAUCAUUUUAUAUCUACGGAAUCAAAUUUAACUGCGUUUUCUCCUUCGUCGCUUGACCUGCAAGCAUCAUCGUCAUCAUCCGAAUCCUUAAAGAAAGUUGCGAGGUUGAUAGAUAGCUAUAUUGCAGAAAUUGCGUCUGAUGUUAAUUUAAAACCAGGAAAGUUACGCGCUCUUGCACAGGCUCUUCCCGAGUCGUCGAGAUCGUUGCACGAUGGACUCUAUAGGGCACUCGACAUAUAUUUCAAGGCUCAUCCAUGGCUCUCCGAUAGCGAGAAGGAAGACUUAUGCAACAUUAUUGACUACCAAAAACUCUCAAUCCAUGCAUGCGCUCAUGCAUCCCAAAAUGAUAGGUUACCCCUUCGAGUUAUUCUUCAAGUAUUAUUCUUUGAACAAUUGCAUUUGAGAACGGCAUUAGCCGGAUGUCUCAAUACAUUGGAUGGCGAAAACGCUCCAGCAGCGACAGUGACUGCGUCUGCUCGAGGCGAUACGGCUGGUGAAAUUGUACAAAGAGACGGAUGGGUGGCCGUCGUGCGCGAAAAUCGGGUUUUGAAAGUGGAUAUGGAUAGAAUGAGUACUAGGGUAGGAGAACUUGAAGAAGAAUUCGGUAAAAUAAAACAGGAAAUGAAAACCGUGACCAAAUCUCACAGCUCGCGCGGUUCUCCUCGGUUACUCGCGAGGAAACUUGGAUGCAAACUUGUUCCUCGAUUUUCAGAUGCUCAACCAGAGUCGCUUGAUCGCUCGGUAUCCACACCGAGACCGUCAGUUGAUCGGGCACGCCGCUCCCAUAAAUCCAGACACACCGAAAGCUUUUCUUGACAAUCAAGAAACCAAAUUUCCUCUUUAUUUUCAUUUAUUUAUAUAUAUACACAUAGCAUUGUUGCGUGGUUUAAAUAUUUUUUGUACGUGGGAAAGGGAAGGAAAAUGUUUCUCGAUCCAUUAUGGUUUUUUAUUUAAGCAUUUUACAUAUCAGAACAUUUUCCAUUUCUUUCCCUCAGCUUGUUGUAACUUGUACAUUUUAUAUAGAUCCAUUCAUUCUUCAUUUUGAGAUGUUGGCCGUACAAAUUGUUAUUUUAGACUUCAAUUUUGAAGAUCAUUGUUGUCGCCAAAAGAAAGAAUAUUGAAGACGCGUUGAACGCUAAAUGUAGUACCUUUGUAGAGAUUUGAACUUGGAUUUCUUA
Cicer arietinum (chickpea) is the source of this 2470-nucleotide messenger RNA. Its product is annotated as BTB/POZ domain-containing protein At3g44820. The record is from RefSeq and is a predicted model, not a curated record. Lineage: Eukaryota; Viridiplantae; Streptophyta; Magnoliopsida; Fabales; Fabaceae.